Molecule: messenger RNA, 3740 nt
Organism: Phasianus colchicus (ring-necked pheasant)
Lineage: Eukaryota; Metazoa; Chordata; Aves; Galliformes; Phasianidae
Gene: FZD7
Product: frizzled class receptor 7
Biological process (GO): non-canonical Wnt signaling pathway; canonical Wnt signaling pathway
Cellular component (GO): plasma membrane
Molecular function (GO): Wnt-protein binding; Wnt receptor activity
Source: RefSeq, a predicted model, not a curated record
CGGUUCUGACUCUCGCCCCGCGGUUCCCCGGGCCCCGGCGAUGCGGCCCGCGGCAGGAGGAGCGGACGCCGGGCUCCGCUGGCUGGGCCUGGCCGCCCUGCUGGCCGCCCUGCUGGGCACCCCGUGCGCGGCGGCGCAUCAGGACGAUAAGGCCAUCUCCGUGCCGGACCACGGCUUCUGCCAGCCCAUCUCCAUCCCGCUCUGCACGGAUAUCGCCUACAACCAGACCAUCCUGCCCAACCUGCUGGGCCACACCAACCAGGAGGACGCCGGUCUGGAGGUGCACCAGUUCUACCCGCUGGUCAAGGUGCAGUGCUCAGCCGAGCUCAAGUUCUUCCUCUGCUCCAUGUAUGCCCCGGUUUGCACCGUACUGGAGCAGGCCAUCCCACCCUGCCGCUCCCUGUGUGAGCGGGCUCGGCAGGGUUGCGAGGCGCUCAUGAACAAGUUUGGCUUCCAGUGGCCGGAGCGGCUCCGCUGCGAGAACUUUCCCGUGCACGGCGCGGGCGAGAUCUGCGUGGGGCAGAACACGUCGGAUGCCCCGCCAGGGCCCGGUGGCGCGGGAGGUCGGGGAGCCACGGCGCAGCCCACUGCCGGCUACCUACCGGACCUCACCCCGCCGCAGCCCGCCGCCGGCUUCUCCUUUUCUUGCCCUCGGCAGCUCAAGGUGCCCCCCUACUUGGGAUACCGCUUCCUGGGGGAGCGGGACUGUGGAGCCCCCUGUGAGCCGGGCCGGCCCAACGGGCUCAUGUACUUCAAGGAGGCGGAGGUACGUUUUGCCCGGCUCUGGGUGGGCGUGUGGUCUGUGCUCUGCUGUGCAUCCACCCUCUUUACUGUGCUUACCUACCUGGUGGACAUGCGCCGCUUCAGCUACCCGGAGCGACCCAUCAUCUUCCUCUCGGGCUGCUACUUCAUGGUGGCGGUGGCUUACGCGGCAGGAUUCCUGCUGGAGGAGCGGGUAGUAUGCCUGGAGCGCUUCUCUGAGGAUGGCUACCGUACCGUGGCCCAAGGCACCAAGAAAGAAGGCUGCACCAUCCUCUUCAUGAUCCUCUACUUCUUCGGCAUGGCCAGCUCCAUCUGGUGGGUCAUACUGUCCCUCACAUGGUUCCUGGCAGCUGGCAUGAAGUGGGGCCACGAGGCCAUCGAGGCCAACUCCCAGUACUUCCACCUGGCUGCCUGGGCCGUGCCCGCUGUCAAAACCAUCACCAUCCUAGCCAUGGGGCAGGUGGACGGCGAUGUGCUCAGCGGGGUGUGCUAUGUGGGCAUCUACAGCGUGGACUCACUGCGGGGCUUCGUGCUGGCACCGCUCUUUGUGUACCUCUUCAUUGGCACCUCCUUCCUGCUGGCCGGCUUUGUGUCAUUGUUUCGCAUCCGCACCAUUAUGAAACAUGAUGGCACCAAGACGGAGAAGCUGGAAAAGCUGAUGGUGCGCAUUGGGGUCUUCAGCGUCCUCUACACAGUCCCUGCCACCAUUGUCCUGGCAUGCUACUUCUAUGAGCAGGCCUUCCGUAGCACCUGGGAGAAGACGUGGCUCCUCCAGACGUGCAAAACCUAUGCUGUGCCCUGCCCUAGCCACUUCGCCCCCAUGAGCCCGGACUUCACAGUCUUCAUGAUCAAGUACCUCAUGACCAUGAUCGUUGGCAUCACAACGGGCUUCUGGAUCUGGUCUGGUAAAACCCUACAGUCCUGGCGGCGCUUCUACCACAGACUGAGUACCGGCAGCAAGGGUGAGACGGCGGUAUGAGACCUCCAGCCGCCCUGGCACACGCAGAAGAGAGGGUACUCGGCAGAAGGGAGGCAACAGCGGCUCCCUGAAGACGGAGGAAGGGGGGAGGCUUUUCAAAACUUUGGCUUUCUCACAGCGGGGUUAAAAAAUGAUCACUACAUAAAGGACUACGUGCACUGUGUCCAAUGGUGCUUACGCCCGGCUGAGAGGAAAAGCACAGAAAGAGGCCUCUGCCGGGGCGGGAGAGCCCUUCGCUUUCCAGACAGCCCCCUCUCUUUUCCCUGUGCAGGAAGGAAACCAACGCGGCCGAGGCCACCCCGGGCGGGGAGAAGGCGCAGCGCCGCCCCGCCCGCGGGCCGCCCGACUCCGAGCCGCUGGGGUCAGGCGGCCCCCGGGCUCUCAUGCAGCUCGGGGCGAGCACGUGAGUACCCCGCGGGCAGCGCGGUGCUCAGCCGCCUCCGCUCCGUCGCUUACACGUUCCUGUUUUACCUCAAUGAUACCCGGUGUUCGCAUUUCGAAGGGAGUGGAAAUUCGGCCCUCGGUCUGUUGUUUUUUGCUGCUGCGGGGAAAGAGGGGGCUGCCUUUCCACACCCUUUCUGAAAAGAAAUGACUUGUUGCUUUUCAGCAGAAGGCUUUUCCCCCCUUGCCUUUGUUCUAGGAGACAAAGGGGGAAACAAAAGUGUUUUCUGAACAGAAAGGCGUAAGCAUGGGAUCGGUUUUUAUGGGCAAAGUAACAAAAAGAAGUCGCUGAGGUUCACCCUUGGAUGUGAGGAGCUCGCAGAAAUAAACAUUCCUUUUGUGAGGAGUGGAGGAGGCGGAAUGUUACCCGCUCGGGACGGGCUGCUUUUCUACGCGGAAGGAAACGCGGGAGACCGAGAGGGACAGAAGAGCGUAACUGGGAGCACCUGCCAAAACGAGACCAUACAGCACGGAACGCUGAUAUACGAUUCCCUCCCGUAACGCUGCUUUCUCCCCCGCUUCCCAGCGGGGCUGCCGCAGGUGAAGCCAACGCCCCGAACUGGCCCCUGGGUGCAGCCGUACCACCGGGGGCUCUCGGCGCCGAUCUGCGGCACAGCGGCCCCGGGCCGCUCUAACCGCCCUCCGCGGCCGCGGGGAGAGCCGUUCGCUCCGGCUCCAACACGGCUGCUCGGCGUUCCAGAGAUCACGUCUUGGAAAGACGUGCAAAAAUUGAUCAUUAAAUCCAUCGGUUUCGUUUUGAAAUGUGACAGAUUUUUCUAUUAAUUUUUAAUGUCGCCACGUUCAUUUUUAAUGUGUUACGAACUGCUUUACCUUUAUAUUCACUGAAGGGUUCUUUUUUGUAAGUGUGUGUGUGUGUAUUCUUGUCUAAGGACAAAAUAGGAAAGUCUGGAUUUUCAGCAGGUCUCCACUCUAUGGCUGCUUCUUUUUUUUUUUUUUUUUUUUUGAGUGGGAAAAGAGUGUCUGGAAGUCAAAGAGAUCGGAGGGCUGAGGUUGAAGGUGCGGGCUGCAGGCUGGGGGAACGCCGACCACAUCCUUCAGGGCAGCUGAUCCCGGGCUUGGGGUUUUGUCUUCUACUACGUGCACGUGGGGAAAGACGUGAACUGUGAGACAAGUGCAGUAUGUAUAUUUUGUAAAUCUCCUUUUUGUAAGAAAAUAUGUAUUUAUGUUUUUACUUGAUUUUUUUUUUCUUGAAGGUCUGUAUGAGGCCCUGCUUCAUCCCAUGUACAGAUCACCAAAUAAAUGAUUUUUAAUACAAGGGCUCUGAAGUUUUUUCAGUCUUUGAACGCUGUUCCAGAAAGGGGACGGUCCUGAACGUCCUUGCCUUGUCCUCCCCUCGGGCUUUGCUUGGGGCACGCAGAGCACAGCCGUUUGAGUAAAUUCACAACUGAGGAGAAACUCAAAGCAACUUCCACUGGGCGUUUCACACCUAUUGGCCCCUAACAAUAGGAGAUGAGGGUUUGAGGUUCUUCCAAACGUUUGCCCUCACUUGAGGUUUCAUUCUAGGCUCUGCAUCUUGGCAAGCUGAUCAUCUUCGUUU